Lotus japonicus is the source of this 741-nucleotide messenger RNA. Its product is annotated as protein NOI4-like. Lineage: Eukaryota; Viridiplantae; Streptophyta; Magnoliopsida; Fabales; Fabaceae. The record is from RefSeq and is a predicted model, not a curated record. The transcript is spliced from 3 exons. The coding region runs from base 253 to 498 and encodes 81 amino acids.
UUGUCAUAAUAGUAACUUAAAACUAACCCGCGUUUAGGACGAGUUGGCCGCGCAUACCAGACAGCUAGUUUGCGUUGCUUCUCGUUUCCUCCUCCUAAUCCCGGCCUUUAUAAAAUUGUGUCUACCAACUUUUAUGAAUCAAUUCCAUCCCAUACCUUGUUUUUUCUCAUUCGAUUAAUUUCUUCAAAAUUCCUAUUCAUUUUCCUCAAAAAAUUUGUUUCUAGCUCUUGAAUAUCACCAAGUUCCAAUCUCAUGGCCUCGUAUGAUGAGAACCAAGGAAAGCCUCUACCCAAGUUUGGGGAAUGGGAUGUAAAUGAUCCUGCCUCAGCUGAAGGAUUCACUGUUAUAUUUAACAAAGCAAGAGAUGAAAAGAAAAUUGCCUCGGCAUCGGGACGUUUUCCUUCACAAAGAAGAUAUGAUUCACGCUCUCGCACCCGCAAGAGUGAUAAAAAAUACAAGAGUUCCUCAAAGAGAAAGUGGUUUUGCUUUAGCCUUUAGACAAAGAUAAAGGAUGUGUAGUUUCACGCUGAUAAGCAUAUACGUCAUGAUUCUCAAUCUCAUCAAUUUUCUACCGAGGCAAUGGAUGGGGAAGGAAGAAAAUAAAAUUGAGCAGCCUCUUCAAAUCAUCGUUGUAGCUUCUUGUCGUUUCAUACCUCGAGCUACUUGAAAUAUGCAACAUCUCGGAGAUAAUGUAAAUACAUGAUGAAUCAUUGAGAAAGUUUUUGCAAUUGGAGAGUUAAA